AUGGAGGGCGACAGGCCUCUGAAUGGUGAUCUUCCGAGCUUCGUGCCGGUGGAGACGAUUUUGAAGGAAGAUGUUAGUCCGAUAACCGUGGAAACCGACAAAUCGGGCUCGCUCAUGAUGAACCUGGAGACGAGAGAGCUAUUCCUCAAGCAACAACAACAACAACAGCAGCAACAACAACAACAGCAGCAGCAACAACAGCAGUUUGCCCUUUCCACGGCAAUUGAAAAGAUCUCGAACCUGCCCAAAGAUAUAGACCUCACAACCAAGCAGUGGGACUGCAACCUUUGCAGCCCGCUGCUGAGAAAGGCGCUGCAGCGUGAGCGGUUGCAGGCAAUGCGUCAAAACCCGUCGUACCGGGAGAUGGAGCGGCUGCGGCAGCGCAGCAUGAUGCAGCUCAAGCGGCAGGACCCUGGCUUCCGUGCUCUCGAACGGGAGAGGCAGCGUGCGCGCAUGCAGUUGCGACGGCAGGACCCGAGUUUCAGGGCCAUGGAACGAGAGCGGCAGCGCAGGCGAAUGAGGCUCAAGCGACGAGACCCAGCAUUCCGGGAACGCGAGCGAGAGCAGCAGAAGACGCGUCUCCUGGUAAAGCGCUCCGGGGACAAACUGCCGGUUGCCCUAGACGUGUCAUCGUCUUCGUCCUCCACACCGGCUUCAACGCCGGCCAUCUCUACUCAGGCCUCUUCACAACUGGCACUGCCCCCACCACCUCAUCAACAAAUCUCUGGGCACACCCUGCAGUCUCAUGCGCCUGCCCACCAUUCGUCUUCGUCGUCGCAUUCACAGUCGCAGCAGUCGAGUUCUCAGCAGCACGGAAAGGGAGCAAGCACCUUAGGCAACUGCCUGGUGCCUCAUGACAUCCAGAAGCGGGAUGCCACGGCCCUGUAUGGUCACCUGCAGCGCAUUGUUGGCUACCACAACCUGCUGCAGGCACGCCCUCCGCACCCCGAAGACCCCAGCUCGUCCUUCAAGAGUCCUUACUUUGGCGGGGAGACGAGUGGCGGUUUGGUGAGCCGCCGCAUGGGCGCUCCUCAGGGCCAUCAUGGAGGUGGAGGGAGCAGCGGCAGCAAGGGGAGUCACCCAUCCACUGGUGGAGGCCGCCAAAAGGGAUUCCUGGAUGGGGGUCCCUGCCACCCCUUGGGCGAGAUGUUUGCAGCCUCGUAUCCGACUAUGCGUGACCAGGGCCUCGCAGCCGCUGCGGGCGCGCAGCCCUGCGGUGCUCUAGAUGGGCCUCCACUGCUACAUGCUGCCACUAGUGCCGAGGGUGGUGGCGGUCGUGGCAACAGCAGCCACCCAGCAGCUCUGCUGGGGAGUGGGGACCUGCUGCCCUCGGUGCCAGACUGCCCUGAGUGUCUUGAAGCCCAACGCCAGCGGUUGCAGUGCGGUCUCUGUCAGGGGGAGGACCAACAGGCAGCGACGGGAGGCCGCUGCUCGGGCCGGCGGCCGCGUUCUUCCCGCCAGUCCACCGAACGUUUCAGUUGCUCCGUCUGCGCCAAGGAGUUUGGCAUGAAGCACCACCUCAAGGAGCACUACAAGUCCCAUGGCGACCGCAACCUAUGCUGUCCGCACUGCGACUACCGCACCUGCUAUGGCUAUGCGCUACGCCGGCAUGUCAUUAUUCGCCAUGACCGGCCCGCAGCACGCCAGGCGCAGGUCAUUCAACAGCUGACUGUGCAGUAACAGGCAUCUUUGCAUAUGCUCGUUGGUGCUGCAAGACAGUCUCCUUGUGCAAGUGGACGUGUUUAGGGACAAACGAGCGGUUGGUUCGUGACUGUCACAUCAGGCUGAAGGGGUGGGCUGGGCGUCAACUCUCACUGAAAAAUAGCUGUCUCUUUUAACUUUUAAAAGUGUUUGACCGGCCACUUGUUUGCUCGUGGCACAUGACUGCCUACUUGAAAACAGGGAGAGCCUUUGGUGAAAGACUGAGAGGAAGAAGGGCAGUUUCAUCGAGAACAGAAUGAAUGUUGAACGUACAACAGCUCUGCAUUUCACUGUCUGUGUUUUCCCAUUGAGUAGCCACAGGUCACGUCGCAUGUGCACCAUGGGUCGCUCCGAUCAGCGCAAGUAACGUUAAAUGUCCCAAGACUGCUAAGCACACACCAGGCACCCUCGUUUCUCUUGAGCAUCACUUACACAGGUUUCCAAGUCAACUUUGCAUUCCAACUUGUAUACCAGUAAAGUGCACGAGUUCUGCAGCAGGCAGCAUUAUUGCAGCAAACUCACAAUCGUAGGUUCUGCAGUUGUAGGCUGUCUUGACUUUGGGUGGUCUAGUCAUGCUUGGUGUGACGAAGCGAUGCUUUCUGGCCUAGCAAGACUUGUGGAGACGUGGCAUAACCUGCCACAUAGAGCAGGCUUGACCUGUGACAAUGUUUUUCCAGACUUCAUGAACAGUGUAUCGUAGCCACGGACGCCUCAAACUGUUCUCAAAGUUGUGAAACUUGCGGCAGGAAGGCAUGAGUUACAAAGGGCCAAAGCACUGCAUUGGAGCAGUUUUAUCGUCCUUGGUACAUGCAUUGUUGGUGCAAGAAGAAAACGUCAAAUUUGUGACUAUCAGAUGUAGAGCGUAUGUAAUUGGAUGCUUUGUUUACAUGGUGCUGCGCUAAUGUGAAGGUGGGCAAUAAUCAGUCUUCUAUGUCACAUUCGGUUAAGUUCACAGGGAGCCUCGGGUUUUGCAUUGUACAACGCAAAAUACAAGAUCAUGCCACAAGGAAUGCUUGCCGGUUCUAGCAGUUAAAAUUUACUGCUUCCGUAGUAGAUGACAUUACUGGGCUUGAGCAUAUUUAAUAGGUUUUAGCUUUUCAAUAUUCAAGAACAGUCGCUGCUCAAAAACUUGUAAUGAAUGUUGGCUACAUAAGGGACCGGUAUCUUGUGUACGGGGGCAAAAAAACUUUGUUGGGGGGGAAGGAACAGUUGAUACAUGCUGUACGCUUCGCACUAUUAACCCCAGCAAUUGUUGUUGAGUUUUCAACCAUGCUAAAUAGAGGCAACUUUGGAGCUCUUUUUCCUUUUCCCUUUCUUUUUUUCAAUUUUAUUUUGAUCACAGUUGAUGUUAUGCAUAAAAAAUUCGAGUCCCUUGAUGCUGUAGGCUCCUCGUGAUCUGCUUUGUACAGUCAAUACCUUCGGUACUGAAUCAUCUUGUACAGUCUGACAUCCUCGCUCAGCAUGUGUCUUCUAGCCACGCUUUAUUAUGCUGAAGGGCAUACCCAAUGAGUAACUCAAGAGCAAUUGUAGGAGCUGUGCUUACUACUCUUCGAAUGGUGUGUGAUGUUUGUAAGGCCCGACAGAGUUAGGAUAACGAGUGCAGGCUUCUGUGUUCGUAUGUUCAAGUUUCCUUUUCUUCGAGGACAGCCCACACAGUGCACAAGAAAUCCUAAUAAGAAGCGUUUCUGAUACAAUUCGUGCUAGACAGUUGUAAGACGGCUCCAUAUUUUUUAUGUUGAUUUUUUUUCACCCUGUAACCUCCCUGUAAUAUUGCAUUCACUGCUGCCACAUAUUUAAUUAAUAGUGUAUAGCUUAAUCACAUACCUCCGUGACUGGUGCUUCCCUCUUUUUCUUUCAUUUGCUCCUGCUUCCUAUAUUGUUUCAUUAAAUAUGAUGAUUGGCUUUACGUGUUAUGCAUGCGCACAAUAAACAAGGUAGCCAGUUCAUUGUUGCGAAGACGUUUACGUUUUUUUUUUUUAACUAGGAGGAAGCAUUACUGAAUUUUUUUAGCACUUCUGAUAUUUUCUUGAACACCACAGAAAGAAACUUUAUGUAACCCUAUUGGUUGAACAAGGUUUCGUCAUUUGGCAAAUACUCGAAAAACUGUCCCGCGUAUUCAUAGAAAAAAAAAAAAAAAUCUGGUUCUAGUGCAGCUUCAUCAAUAAAAAUGGAAGACAACUUUGUAUAUUAGUUAAUUUGAUCCAAAUUUUAUUACCUCAUUGUGUGCACUUGAAGAGCAGACUGUAUUGAUGCGAAGUAUCUGCAUUGGAUUGCACACAUCUGCAAUAGAGCAACACCUGCAGUAAUCGUGCCUCUCCUUUAUCAUGGUGCACAAACAUGCAACACUCUGCACCUACAUCAGCUGCAUUGUCUCAUUACGUGCGUUCAGGCGUUAUCGUACGAGUCAAACAGGAAUUUAGUGUGUGUUGUAUAUAGGAACGGUUGUGUGUUUUAAAACCUGCGUACUGCCUAACCUUUCUUUCAAAUUGCUGUAGACAAAUUAAUGGCUCUUGUUGCAAACAAGUUGUGUUGGUAUGUGUGUGAUGUGAAAAGAAAUAUUUCUGUCGAUCAAAUUUGCCCACACUGUCGCCUUCUUUUUUUCUAUAUAUUCUAUAUAUUACAUGCCAUUGUGGAUAUCUGUUUUAAAGCCUGACCCAACACCAUUUACAUUUCUCCAAUCAUGCUUUCUUGAUUUCGUCAGAGUGUAAUAUAACUAUGUAUAUGCAUCCUUUCAACUGGUGUUGUGGAGCACACCUCCUGUCUUUGAUUUUGCACGUGAAUUCAUCAUUGAGCUGUAUUUCAUAAACAUUAUGUGUAAAUAAACAUAUUUGUAGUUUGGACA
Rhipicephalus microplus (southern cattle tick) is the source of this 4543-nucleotide messenger RNA. RefSeq lists its product as uncharacterized. Lineage: Eukaryota; Metazoa; Arthropoda; Arachnida; Ixodida; Ixodidae. The record is from RefSeq and is a predicted model, not a curated record.